Molecule: messenger RNA, 1338 nt
Organism: Gavialis gangeticus (Gharial)
Lineage: Eukaryota; Metazoa; Chordata; Crocodylia; Gavialidae
Product: D-threo-3-hydroxyaspartate dehydratase-like
Biological process (GO): D-serine catabolic process
Molecular function (GO): D-serine ammonia-lyase activity
Source: RefSeq, a predicted model, not a curated record
GGCUGGCCCAGCUGCUGUGUGCCUGUCCCAAUCACAUGCACCAAUGGCAGCACCAGGGAUGGCUCCAGCCCCCGCUUUUCCCUGCCAGGAGGUCUGAGCCGCCCGUGCCAGAGGAGGGGGACCUGGUCCAGACGGCGCGACCUGGGCAAGCUGUGUACGGAGCCACCCCAGGAUCCUGCUGCAGCCACGGCAGUGCCAUGUGGGUGGGCCGGCGCGUGGCGGAGCUGCCGACCCCAGCCUUCGUGGUGGACGAGGCGGUGGCGAGGAGGAACGCAGAGCGGAUGCUGCAGCGCUGCGGGGCGCUGGGCUUGCGCCUCCGGCCUCACAUGAAGACCCACAAGACGCUGGAGGGCGGAGAGCUGAUGACGGGCGGCAUGCGCCGGGGCAUCGUGGUGUCCACGCUGGCCGAAGCCCGGUUCUUCGCCGCGGGCGGCUUCGACGACAUCCUCUACGCCUACCCACUGCCCUUCGACAAGCUGGAGGAGUGCGCGGCGCUGGCCCAGCACCUGGAGGCCUUCCAGGUCUUGGUAGACAGCCGGGACGCCCUGGCACAGCUGCAGAGGAGGCGGCUGGCUCACGGCGCGCGCUGGCUGGUGUGGAUGAAGCUGGACUGCGGGAACGGCCGAGCCGGCCUGAGGCACACGGACCCCGGCGCCCUGGAGCUGGCCCGGGCAAUUGCGCAGGAAGCCCCGGAGGAGGUGGCGCUGGCUGGCAUCUACGCACACUGCGGCAACACCUACGGCUGCAGCGGCGUGCCGGAGAUCCAGGCUGUGGCCCAGGCAACCACCACCGCCAUGCUGGAGUUCGUGGGCACGCUCUGCAAGGCAGGCGUGGCGUGCCCUGCGUCCAGCGUCGGCUCCACCCCGUCCUGCAGUCACCCCGUGGCCGACAUGGGCAGGCUCACCGAGGUCCACCCUGGGAACUACAUCUUCUGCGACCUGCAGCAGGUGACGAUUGGGUCUUGCCAGCUGGAGGACGUCGCCAUCCGGGUCCUCACCAGGGUGAUCGGCCACUACCCGCAUCGCAACCAGCUCCUGGUGGACUGCGGCUGGGCCGGGCUGAGCCUGCACGGCCUGGGGCAGCUGCCCACGGGCUACGCGCUCGUCGAGGGCCACCCGGACCUGAAGCUGGUGGGAAUGACCCAGGAGCACGGCCACGUCGAGCCCGUCACAGGGGUGCUGGACUUCGGCAAGUUCCCCCUGGGCAGACUCCUCGCCUUGAUCCCGUACCACGCCUGCGCCACCGCAGCCAUGCACCCCGUCUACUACGUCCACGCCGAGGGCAAGGUCGUUGCCACGUGGAAGCCCGUCAGGGGCUGGUAGGAGAGCGAUGGCGGCA